Messenger RNA from Ceratotherium simum simum (southern white rhinoceros), 4568 nucleotides. Lineage: Eukaryota; Metazoa; Chordata; Mammalia; Perissodactyla; Rhinocerotidae. The record is from RefSeq and is a predicted model, not a curated record.
ACUGCAGCUGCCAUGGAUAUCAGCUAACAACACACACCCAGGGUGCGCGCGCUCCCACUCGCCGCGCGCAGGAGUGGCCCCCGGCAUCCCUACCCUCCUUCCCCACCCCCACCCAGCCGCUCACCAGCUCGGCUACUGCUCGCUCAGGCUGCCGCCGCCGCCACAGCUCUCCUCUGCUGCGGGGCCACAGCCUUGAGUGUCAUUCCAGGGACAGCACAACCUCACCCAAGCUCUCUUACCUCUGCCCAGCCGUCCCUCUCAUCCUCCCCCUUCCUCGUCCACACUCCAUCCAAAGAAGAGGGAAAGCACCGAGCAGAGGGGGAGGAAGCAAAGUCUGCUCUUCUCACGUCCUGGUCCCCUCGCUCGUCCAUCCUCAUUCUCUCACACCAGCCCCUCUACCCCAGAGGAAUCCCUCAGGAGCUGAGGCGAUUCACCCCACUGCCAUGUCCAAAAGCUUGAAAAAGAAAAGCCACUGGACUAGCAAAGUCCAUGAGAGUGUCAUUGGCAGGAACCCGGAGGGCCAGCUGGGCUUUGAACUGAAGGGGGGCGCCGAGAACGGACAGUUCCCCUACCUGGGGGAGGUGAAGCCCGGCAAGGUGGCCUAUGAGAGCGGCAGCAAGUUGGUGUCGGAGGAGCUGCUGCUGGAAGUGAACGAGACCCCCGUGGCGGGGCUAACCAUCAGGGACGUGCUGGCCGUGAUCAAACACUGCAAGGAUCCCCUCCGGCUCAAGUGUGUCAAGCAAGGAGGAAUUGUUGAUAAGGAUCUCCGUCACUACCUCAACUUACGAUUUCAGAAGGGGUCUGUGGACCAUGAACUUCAGCAAAUCAUUCGUGACAACCUCUACCUCCGCACGGUGCCGUGCACCACAAGGCCACAUAAGGAGGGUGAGGUCCCUGGAGUGGACUAUAUUUUCAUCACCGUUGAAGAUUUUAUGGAAUUGGAGAAAAGUGGUGCCCUCCUAGAAAGUGGGACUUAUGAAGACAAUUACUACGGUACCCCGAAGCCUCCAGCAGAACCAGCACCAUUGUUAUUAAAUGUAACAGACCAGAUACUUCCAGGAGCCACUCCAAGCGCUGAAGGAAAACGGAAGAGGAAUAAAUCAGUGAGCAACAUGGAGAAAACAAGUAUAGAGCCUCCUGAGGAAGAAGAGGAAGAGAGGCCUGUGGUCAAUGGAAACGGAGUAGUCGUAACACCAGAAUCCAGUGAACAUGAAGACAAGAGUGCAGGUGCCUCAGGGGAGACACCCUCCCAGCCUUAUCCUGCACCAGUGUACAGUCAGCCUGAGGAGCUGAAGGAGCAGAUGGAUGAUGCAAAACCAACUAAACCUGAAGAGAAUGAGGAAUCAGACCCAUUGCCUGAUAACUGGGAAAUGGCUUAUACAGAGAAGGGUGAAGUCUACUUCAUUGACCAUAACACAAAGACAACAUCAUGGCUGGAUCCACGACUUGCGAAAAAGGCUAAACCUCCCGAAGAGUGCAAAGAAAAUGAGCUUCCAUAUGGCUGGGAAAAAAUCGAUGAUCCCAUAUAUGGCACUUAUUAUGUUGACCACAUAAAUAGAAGAACACAGUUUGAAAACCCUGUCCUGGAAGCGAAAAGGAAGCUACAGCAGCAUAACAUGCCCCACACAGAACUUGGAGCCAAGCCCCUGCAGGCCCCAGGUUUCCGAGAAAAACCGCUCUUCACCCGGGAUGCAUCCCAGUUGAAGGGAACUUUCCUCAGCACCACCCUAAAAAAGAGCAACAUGGGUUUUGGAUUUACCAUCAUUGGUGGAGAUGAGCCUGAUGAGUUUCUGCAGGUUAAAAGUGUCAUUCCGGAUGGGCCUGCAGCACAGGAUGGAAAAAUGGAAACAGGUGAUGUCAUUGUCUAUAUUAACGAAGUGUGUGUCCUUGGACACACUCAUGCAGAUGUAGUCAAACUUUUCCAGUCUGUUCCUAUUGGUCAGAGUGUCAACCUGGUAUUGUGUCGUGGCUACCCUUUGCCCUUUGAUCCUGAAGAUCCUGCUAACAGCAUGGUGCCACCCCUUGCAAUAAUGGAGAGGCCACCUCCAGUGAUGGUCAAUGGAAGACAUAACUAUGAAACAUAUUUGGAAUACAUUUCUCGGACCUCACAGUCGGUUCCAGAUAUAACAGAUCGGCCGCCUCAUUCUUUGCACUCAAUGCCAGCUGAUGGUCAGCUAGAUGGCACGUAUCCACCACCUGUCCAUGACGACAAUGUGUCUAUGGCUUCGUCUGGGGCCACCCAAGCUGAACUUAUGACCUUAACCAUUGUGAAAGGUGCCCAGGGCUUUGGCUUCACCAUUGCCGAUAGUCCUACAGGACAGCGGGUGAAACAAAUACUUGACAUUCAGGGAUGCCCUGGCCUGUGUGAAGGCGACCUCAUUGUUGAGAUCAACCAGCAGAAUGUACAGAAUCUGAGCCAUACGGAAGUAGUGGAUAUACUUAAGGACUGUCCCAUUGGAAGCGAGACUUCUUUGAUUAUCCAUCGAGGAGGUUUCUUUUCUCCAUGGAAAACUCCAAAGCCUAUAACAGACCGAUGGGAGAACCAAGGCAGUCCUCAAACAAGUCUAUCUGCUCCGGCCAUACCGCAGAACCUGCCCUUCCCACCCGCCCUUCACAGGAGUUCCUUUCCUGACUCAACAGAGGCCUUUGACCCCAGGAAGCCUGACCCUUAUGAGCUCUACGAGAAAUCUAGAGCCAUUUAUGAAAGUAGGCAACAAGUGCCACCAAGGACCAGUUUUCGAAUGGAUUCCUCUGGUCCAGAUUAUAAGGAGCUGGAUGUUCACCUUCGCAGGAUGGAGUCUGGAUUUGGCUUCAGAAUCCUCGGGGGAGAUGAGCCUGGGCAGCCUAUUUUGAUUGGAGCCGUCAUUGCCAUGGGCUCAGCUGACAGAGAUGGCCGCCUACACCCAGGAGACGAGCUCGUCUAUGUCGACGGGAUUCCAGUGGCUGGCAAGACCCACCGCUAUGUCAUCGACCUUAUGCACCAUGCAGCCCGGAACGGGCAGGUCAACCUCACUGUGAGAAGAAAGGUGCUAUGUGGAGGGGAGCCCUGCCCAGAAAACGGGAGAAGUCCAGGCUCCGUAUCAACCCACCACAGCUCUCCACGCAGUGACUACGCAACCUACACCAACAGCAACCACGCUGCCCCCGGUAGCAACGCCUCUCCCCCCGAAGGCUUUGCCUCCCACAGCCUGCAGACCAGCGAUGUGGUCAUUCACCGCAAAGAGAAUGAAGGCUUUGGCUUUGUCAUCAUCAGCUCCCUGAACAGGCCUGAGUCUGGAUCCACUAUAACUGUGCCCCAUAAAAUUGGACGCAUCAUUGAUGGGAGUCCUGCAGAUCGCUGUGCAAAACUAAAAGUGGGAGACCGGAUCUUAGCAGUGAACGGCCAGUCUAUCAUCAAUAUGCCGCACGCAGACAUCGUGAAGCUCAUUAAGGACGCAGGUCUUAGUGUCACCCUUCGCAUCAUUCCUCAGGAGGAGCUCAGCAGCCCAGCCUCAGCACCCAGCUCAGAGAAGCAGAGCCCCAUGGCCCAGCAGCACAGCCCCUUGGCCCAGCAGAGUCCUCUGGCCCAGCCAAGCCCUGCCGCCCCCAACAGUCCUGUCACCCAACCAGCUCCUCCUCAGCCACUUCAGUUGCAAGGACAUGAAAACAGUUACAGGUCAGAAGUAAAAGCGAGGCAAGAUGUGAAACCAGACAUCCGACAGCCUCCGUUCACGGACUACAGGCAGCCCCCACUGGACUACAGGCAGCCCCCAGGAGGGGACUACCAGCAACCCCCACCCUUGGACUAUAGGCAACCUCCCCUGCUGGACUACAGGCAGCACUCCCCUGACACCAGGCAGUACCCUCUGUCAGACUACAGGCAGCCCCAGGAUUUUGAUUAUUUCACUGUGGACAUGGAGAAAGGAGCCAAAGGAUUUGGAUUCAGCAUUCGUGGAGGAAGGGAAUACAAAAUGGAUUUGUACGUGUUGAGAUUGGCAGAAGAUGGGCCAGCAAUAAGGAAUGGAAGGAUGAGGGUCGGAGAUCAAAUCAUUGAAAUCAAUGGGGAGAGCACAAGAGACAUGACACACGCCAGAGCGAUAGAACUCAUCAAAUCCGGAGGAAGAAGAGUGAGGCUGCUGCUGAAGCGCGGGACGGGGCAGGUCCCGGAGUAUGACGACCCCAGCGCCUGGAGCCCUGCCGCCGCCGGCCCAGCUCUGCCGGAAGUAGGCGUCUCGCCCGAGGACGUCCUCUCGCCAUUCUCUCCAUUGCAUCCCGUCCCCCCCUCCGACCCUGCCCUCCAGAUGAGCCCAGACCCGGCUUGGGAUAGCAAAAGGGAACACGACGUUAGGAAACCAAAGGAGCUUUCGGCCGGCGGCCAGAAGAAGCAGCGCCUCGGGGAGCAGAGGGAGCGCUCGACCAGCCCGCAGAAGGCCGCGCGGCCGAGGCUCGAGGAGGCGCCCGGCGGCCAGGGCCGGCCCGAGCCCGCUGCCGGGCGGCCUGAAGCCCGGCGCCUCCGCCGCGGGCCGGUGAACCGCGCCCCGCGCCUCGGCGCCCGCAGGCCGCUCUUCUUGGGUCCCGUCUCCCGGUGA